CUGACAGAGGAAUGUUAUGAGAGCAAGAAAUUGAGACUCGCAGAGGUUCAAACAGAAAAGCGGAAACGUCUUUCACUUAAGGAGAAACUGUGCCAUGAAAUAGCUGGUGACGUAGAGGAGGAAACCAUGGCUCAUAAGAUCCAAGACGAAUUAGAUCAGGUUGAAAGACAAGUUUACGUGUUGGAAAAAGAAGAAAAUGAACUAAGACGGACCUUGCAACAGUUGAAAGACAAGUCGAAGAGAGAAAGUUUCAAGCCGUUUGACCGAAGUUUUCUCAUAAAGCGCCAGGCUACAGGUGAAGAUAUCUUUCGCGGAGCGAGCAAGAAAUACAAAGCGCCUCUUACAGAUAAAGUAGACGAGGAGAUACAGAAACUGUGGAGAGAAAGUGGCGACUUGAGCGAUUUUGGUGCUUCAAUAUCAGAGGAGCCUUCAGUACCAGUGUUACACACAGCAAAUAUCAGGCAAGAUCAGUUUGGACGUACAGUCAUCGAUUUGAGUGAAGACCACGAGCGUUCUAGCUCCAAUUCCUCCGAAACAUCUUCUGGUUCAACGUCCCCGGCCGCUAAUGGAGUCAGCAACGGUAUAGAUACGGACAGAUUGCAUUCUGUUUACUCAAACAACAGCGAAGAAUUGAACCAAAGACGAGACGAAACUUCUGAGUCGAUAAGAAAGGAAGGCCAAUUUCAGGACAGCAACAAAGAAGUGGAGAAGAAAUCACUUGACCAUGCUGUGCAGGACAACAAUAGCUUUUUGUCCAUGAACGGCUCGUCCCCAAGCCAUCCGCAGCCCACGAUAAACGGUGAUUUAUCCUCGGGAACGAAACAGCUCAUAGACUUGGAAUCCAAGAGUAUUGGCGACAGUACUAGUGACACAAACACUAUGAACGGAAACAGGACUGACGACGAGAAAACGAGUUCUCUUCAGAUGCCGGCAAACAAUGACGCAUAUACAACGAACAGGGAAAGAGAAGCCUGUUGGUAUAACCCGGGAGAAAUAACGACGAAACCAAGUUUAGUAGAAGAAACGGUUCUUGUCACCACGGCACCAACUGCUCAGUCUUCCGCGACAAGUAGAAUGGAUGGCUUGUUUCUAAAACUGGACGAGGACGAAGGAUUGCUUGGAAACCAAGCUAGAACCACAGACGAUGCCAAGUUGAGCAACACCGGAGGAAUAUCGCCGCGCAGUUUGACGCAAGAAGAACUAAUCCCUUUUGUUUUGGAGGAGAAGAAGAGAAAGGAUGAGGAAAGAGCAAAACAGAGGGAGUUGGAUGAUGAAAUGCGGCGGAAAGCUCGCAAAGAGCUUGAUGAACAGGAGGAAGAACAUAAACGAAUUGCUGAGCAGAGAAGAGUGACGUUCGAGGAAGAACGACGAAAACUCGAGCAUCAAGUUUCUCUGGCGCAGGAAAGGCAGGAGGUGAAGAAAGCCCCGUUAUCUAAGACAGAAGCUGGCAGAGUCAUUGAACAAGAACUGGAAGAGCAGAGAAUACGGGAAGAAUUGACGCGUAUUGAGAUCGAGAAAAUCAAAGAAAAGGAAAGAGCUGAGAUGGAGAAACAGAAAUUGAAGCAUACGAAAAAGGACGAACAUCCGUCCGCGUUUCAAAACAAAGAUCUCGUUCAGAAACCAAUAUUUGACGAGAAAAAAGACUUUCUAGACGGCGGUGAUUUUGAAGGGCUUCGGAUUUCCUCCAAACGGGGGAGUGUUAUCGAUUUAAGCGAAAGUGAUGGCGGUGUAAGCAAUGAGGUAGAUAAAAGGCCUGGUGAAAAUCGUCUAGUUCAGAAGCCUGUGUUCAGUCAGCCGCAGCCACAGCCGCAACCUCAGUCGCAGACCCAGCCCGUUAUUCGCAGAACGAAAGAUACCACAAAGGCAGCAGUGAACAGGAAGGCUGAGAAUCGGAAAAGCUUCGUUGAGCUGGAGAUUGAGAGGCAGAAAGUCAGGGAAGAAGAAGCUAAGAAGGAGGCGGAAGUCGCGCGGCGAAUUCAAGCGAAGAAACAAAUGGAGAAAAACAAAGGUGUUGAAAUAGGAAGCGAUGAAGUCAAAGCGAAAGAGCAUAGUCCUAGAGAAACGUCUCAGACAAACGGAUUGGGUGGGAAAACGGCUUCAGUGAAGAAACAGACUAAACUAGAAACAGUUGUUCCGCAAACGAACGCGGUCAUUGUCGAGUCACCUCCUGCGGACGAGGUCGAUGCCAAACAGCGAAUACAAAACGAGGCAGACAGCAGUGAAGUGCAGUCAAAGAAAGCGGAGGACGAAGAGGCGCGACGGAAAAGACAAGAGGAGAAAGAACUGUUUAGACAGAUGCAAGAAGAGGAACGGAAGAGAAGGGAAGCACAGAAAGCAGACCUUGACAAAAUAAGGAGAGAGGUCGACCAGAAGGAAGCCGAAGAGUUGAUGCGUUUGAAGCUGUUAAAAGAAGAAGAGAGGAAAAAACAGCGAGAACACGAACGAAGGCUAGCAGAGGAACGCCACAAAGACAAUGCUGAAAGACAACAGGGCUAUGAGCAAGAAGCAGCAUCGAGGAAAACAGCCUUUGCUGCACAUAAGUUGAUUCUCGAGCAGCGAGUUUUGAAAGCGUUAGAGGAGAGUAAACAAGAAAAUACACUGCCAAGAAGACGCGCGUCCAGUUUUGAACACCCGACCGAAGGGUUCGAUCAAGAUGAACCCGCCUCUAAAACAGAAGCUAACGAGGAAUACACCAGCGUUGGGGUUAAGCUAAGGAAAGCUAACUUCGAAAAGGCAGGAGCGAGGAAGGAUUCCAAGGAAGAGUUACGAAAGAAGCGAUAUUCACUCAAUAUUGAGCGAAACUCACAGCCGGGAUCUGUCGGCAAGAAAGCGCCGUUUUCCGCUGACGAUGUGUUUGGUAAAGGAGCGCAGGCUCAAAUCGAAAGAGAAGAAGAGUUAUUGCGGCGUGUUGGAGGAAGGGAAGGCAAAUUAUCCAAAGCAAAAAGCGUAGGAGAUUUGUCUUUGAAAAAGGGACAAAAUGACGAUAGGAGUUCAUUCAAUGUUCUUCGAAGAGUUUCGUUCAACGGAGACCAAACCGAUGCAGUCGACGGUUUGCCGACGUUUUCCGAUUCAAGGAUACAAAAAGAGCUAGAAGAACAGCGCAUGCGUGAAGAGUUCGUGAAGAAGGAGAUUACAGAGAGGGAGAAAAAGCAUCGCCUUGAAGAAGAGAAAAAGAAAACAGCUGAAGUUCCCGCUACCAAGAAAGAGAUGAGUCUGAAUGAGAUCAAAAGAAAUCCACUCCCCAGCAAAAUUCAGGUUAAGAAGCCUCCAUCAAACCGAGACUCUCUGACUCAUUCAAUGGCUGCACACUGGGAAACCGUGUUACACUCUCAAGAAGGGACUGACGUUAAGGAUAAGUCGGAGACAAAAAAGAGCAGGAUCGAGAUCGAGAAAGAAGAAGAGAGAAGAAGAGAAGAGGAACUACAAAAAGAAAGGGAAAACGUUUUGUUGGAAAUAAAACGGAAAGAAGAAGCGAGCAAAUCAGAGAAGCAGCGAAAAAUAGAAGAGGAAAAUGAAAGAAAGAGGAAAGCUCAAGAGGAGAAGGAAAAACGUCAACAGCGAACUUUGGCCAUGAAAUCGUUAUUUGAGAAAAUGGGAGGAAAAAAGUGAUCAGAUUGAAUAGUUUUUAAAAUCGGGUGCAAUUCUUGUAGUUAGAUAUGUUAUGAAGUAUGUAGAAAAUGGUCCGACUAGUCCGUAUGCGCGCGAUCAAGGUACUGGGAACGAGUGACCUAGCGCCGAGAGAACAAAAAUGAGUUUGUGACGUCAUGAAGACCUGGGUGCUAAGUUAGUGCACUGCGAUUUUACUGGAUAUCUUACAAUUUAUAGAACAGGUCGCAUGCGACUACUGAACGUUAAAAAAAAUUGCCCCACGAGCUGUUCUGAAUACAGGUUUUAUCUCUCAGUAACCCCUAGGGCUGACACCGUUUAUCCAGCGUACAAACCGGCUCAUCCUGUUUCGUGGGAGGUAUAGUUUACGGCUAGCAAACUCGCGACAAACUCAACUUUCGAUCAUCGUUCGCUGUUUAGACGCCUCGGUUAAUGUUUUUCUCUUUAUACGAGCGAUUUUUAUAUAGUUUCUUUUUUUUUUGAAAACAGUGCGCUUGUACUUUAAAUCAAGAUCACGCAGCGUAUUUAUAAAGUGUAUUUAAUUUGCGUUUUUAUUUUUUGUUUAUGUCAUAUUGACCACGAGUAGUCUCGCAUCCCAAAGGCUGGUUUCCUUAUGAUUGCUACCAUGGUUACGAUCGCCACAGAAAAAGUUGAACGAUCGACCCAUACGACCACUGAUUCCCGAACAUCCCUACGAUCGUCGAUAUAGAACGAAAGUGUGUCGUUAAGCAGUCGUCGCUACGAUCGUGUAACGAUCGCUAGAGAGUGGUUUCCGUAUGAUCGUAACGAUCACAGAACUUUUUAAGGCAGCGAUUGUAGCAAUCAUACUGAAACCAGUCUUGAUGGAUUUUAGGCCCUGUUUACAAGGAGGUAUGGUAACUCUAGUGCUAGCCUGCAGUCCCGGCGUCUUAUUGGGGCGAGUUAGCGUUACAACCUUGCGACCACCAUGUUAGACGGUGGGGGAUCCCCUCACCUAUCCUUCCUCUUUCCUAUCGUUCACCCCCUUGGUAGAACUUUCUUUCUCUCUCCAGUCUUCCAGUGCAUGAAAAAUUCAAGAUGGCGGCUAAACUUUUUACGAUGUGAGCGCUC
Molecule: messenger RNA, 4695 nt
Organism: Orbicella faveolata
Lineage: Eukaryota; Metazoa; Cnidaria; Anthozoa; Scleractinia; Merulinidae
Biological process (GO): endosomal transport; clathrin-dependent synaptic vesicle endocytosis
Cellular component (GO): cytoplasm; plasma membrane; intracellular vesicle
Molecular function (GO): molecular adaptor activity; protein binding; calcium ion binding
Source: RefSeq, a predicted model, not a curated record